AUGGCUGACCUCCCCAUUGUCCUCGACGGAGGUACCGGCUUCCUCAAGGCCGGAUAUGCUGGACAGAACUUUCCGGACCACCAAUUCCCCUCCAUCGUCGGCCGACCGAUAUUACGAACAGAAGAGCAGGCGGUGGGCGACAUCAAACUGAAAGACAUCAUGUGCGGAGAUGAGGCGGCGGCAGCACGAUCGAUGUUACAAAUCACAUAUCCGACAUGCCCACAUGCAUCCCCCGACCCUCGAAGUGGCGUCCUUGCUCACAGACUUCGCGCGACGCAGAUGGAGAAUGGUAUCAUCAAACGCUGGGACGACAUGCAACACGUCUGGGACUACACCUUCUUCGAGAAAAUGCAAAUCGACCCCACCGGCCGCAAAAUCCUCCUGACCGAGCCGCCCAUGAAUCCGCUGAAGAACCGCGAGCAAAUGUGCGAGGUGAUGUUCGAGCGCUACAACUUCGGCGGCGUGUACGUCGCCAUCCAAGCUGUGCUAGCUCUCUACGCCCAAGGCCUGUCUUCUGGCGUAGUCGUCGACUCCGGCGACGGUGUGACGCACAUCGUGCCCGUGUACGAAAGCACCGUGCUCAACCACCUGACGCGGCGCCUAGACGUCGCCGGCCGCGACGUGACGCGCAACCUCAUCUCCCUGCUGCUGCGGCGCGGGUACGCGCUGAACCGCACCGCCGACUUCGAGACGGUGCGCGCCAUCAAGGAGAAGCUGUGCUACGUCUCCUACGACCUCGAGCUCGACAAGCGGCUGAGCGAGGACACGACGGUGCUGGUCGAGUCGUACACGCUGCCCGACGGCCGCGUCAUCCGCCUUGGUUCCGAGCGCUUCGAGGCCCCCGAGUGCCUCUUCCAGCCGCACCUCGUCGACGUCGAGCAGCCGGGCAUCGCCGAGUUCCUCUUCAACACAAUUCAAGCGGCCGACGUGGACAUCCGUAGCUCGCUGUACCGCGCCAUCGUGCUCUCCGGCGGCUCAUCAAUGUACCCGGGCCUCCCGUCGCGCAUGGAGAAGGAAAUCAAGCAGCUGUGGUUGACAAAGGUGCUGGGCGGGAACCCUGAGCGGUUGGAGAAGUUCAAGGUGCGAAUCGAGGAUCCGCCAAGGAGACGGCAUAUGGUCUUCCUCGGAGGCGCGGUGCUGGCGAAUAUCAUGUCGGAGCGGGAGAACAUGUGGGUGUCGAAGCAGGAAUGGCAGGAAUCUGGGGCGAGGGCUCUGGAGAAGCUGGGAGCGAGGUAA
Molecule: messenger RNA, 1236 nt
Organism: Neohortaea acidophila
Lineage: Eukaryota; Fungi; Ascomycota; Dothideomycetes; Mycosphaerellales; Teratosphaeriaceae
Product: actin-domain-containing protein
Exons: 4
Coding region: 1-1236 (411 amino acids)
Biological process (GO): Arp2/3 complex-mediated actin nucleation
Cellular component (GO): Arp2/3 protein complex; actin cortical patch
Molecular function (GO): actin filament binding
Source: RefSeq, a predicted model, not a curated record